Molecule: messenger RNA, 1040 nt
Organism: Sipha flava (yellow sugarcane aphid)
Lineage: Eukaryota; Metazoa; Arthropoda; Insecta; Hemiptera; Aphididae
Product: eukaryotic initiation factor 4A-III-like
Exons: 6
Coding region: 98-946 (282 amino acids)
Cellular component (GO): nucleolus; catalytic step 2 spliceosome
Molecular function (GO): RNA helicase activity; mRNA binding
Source: RefSeq, a predicted model, not a curated record
UUUAGACAGCACAUUGUUUCUGGAACUCCAGGACGAGUGUUUGGUAUGUAUAAUUUGUUUUUCAAGAUCUGUAGUUAUUAAACAGGUUUCAAUAGAUAUGAUCAGGAGAAAAAAAUUAAGAACGCGAAAUAUUAAAACUUUGGUAAUAGAUGAGAUGCUGAAUAAAGGUCUCAAAGAACAAAUAUAUGACGUAUAUCGUUUUUUACCUCCAGCAACUCAGGUUAUUCUUAUAUCUGCUACGUUACCAAAUGAAAUAUUGGAAAUGACUAGCAAUUUUAUGAGAGAUCCAAUUCGGAUUUUAGUAAAACGGGAUGAAUUGACACUUGAAGGUAUCAAACAAUUUUUUGUUGCUGUUGAACGGGAAGAAUGGAAAUUCGACACAUUGUGUGAUUUAUAUGAUACACUGACUAUCACACAAGCAGUGAUUUUCUGUAGUACUAAAAGAAAAGUGGAUUGGCUAACAGAAAAAAUGAGGGAAUCUAAUUUUACUGUUAGUUCUAUGCAUGGUGAUAUGCCUCAAAAGGAAAGAGACACAAUUAUGAAAGAAUUUCGCGCUGGUCAAACGAGGGUUUUGAUAACAACCGACAUAUGGGCAAGAGGUAUUGACGCCCAACAAGUUUCGUUAGUAAUUAAUUAUGAUUUGCCCAACAACCGUGAGUUGUAUAUACAUAGGAUUGGUCGCUCAGGAAGAUUUGGCAGGAAAGGUGUGGCGAUGAAUUUUAUAAAAACCGACGACAUUUGUAUAUUAAGAGAUGUAGAACAAUAUUAUUCUACGCAAAUAGAUGAAAUGCCCAUGAAUGGUAAGUUUAAUUUAGUAUUUGAACAUCAAAUAUGUGCUCAAAGUAUAUUGAGCAUUGCAUGUUCAGUAGACUCUCAGCAGUUCGAAAAUUCGAUAUAUAAAGGUUUACAAUUCAGCGAAAGUCUGAAUUAUCCAAGGAAAAAAUGAAUAAUACAAAUUAAUAACAGUUAAGACUUAUUACUGUACAUAUUUAUUAUUUAAAGCUGGCAAACUAGGUACAUACCCGAUCAUUAUUUAUUCA